AUGGAUUCUCGGGCUCUCUGCACCGUGGCCCUGAUCAUUUUAUUCCUGCCGUUGUGCGGCUCGGACGACCGGCUUGUCCCUGGCAAGUCGCUGUAUCCCGGCAACACCAUCAUCUCCGAUGGUGGCACGUUCUCCUUGGGCUUCUUCAACCCCUCCAACUCCACUCCAGCCAAGCUGUACCUUGGUAUAUGGUACAACAACAUCUCUGAGUUCACAGUUGUGUGGGUUGCGAACCGUGAAACCCCAGUCACCAACAUCACUUCCUUUGCACCCAUGCUCUCCCUCACCAACACCUCCAAUCUCAUUAUCUCCGAAGCUAACAAUAGUGUCCGUAUCCUUUGGACGAGGGCCAACGUGACAACUAUUUCCCCGGGCUCAUCUACCCCGACGGCGGUGCUUCUGAACACCGGCAACCUCAUCAUUCGCUUGUCAAACGGCACCACAGUGUGGCAGAGCUUCGACCACCGCACAGACACGCUCCUCCCGGGGAUGAAGAUGCGGAUCAAAUACAGCACAAACGGUACUGGGGAUCGUCUGGUUUCCUGGAAGGGCCCCAACGAUCCCUCUCCAGGGCGCUUCUCCUACGGUGGCGACCCAGACACACCCCUCCAAGUAUUCCUGUGGGACGGGGAGAGCUUGGUGACCCGUGGCAAUCCCUGGACGGGGAUCCAAGUGACUAGCGUCAGCCAAAAACAGCUAGCAGGGACAAUGAGUUUUAGUGAUCUUAUCAUGUACAUCGCCGUGGUCGACAACGGUGAUGAGAUCUAUGGCACAUAUAGCCUCUCUGAGGGCGCCCCACUCACAAGGUCAGUGCUGACCUACUCAGGUGAGUAUUACCUCAAGAGCUGGAGUAGCAACUUGUCGGCGUGGGUUGUCCUUAUGAAGUGGCCAGCUGUUGAAUGCAACCUCCAUGGUUACUGUGGCCCGUAUGGCUACUGCGAUGAGACGGCGGCACCAGUCCCAAUGUGCAAGUGUCUUGAUGGCUUCGAGCCAACAAACAAAGAGGAGUGGACUAGCGGCAGGUUCUUGGCAGGAUGCCAGCGGAAGGAGCAGCUGCACGGGUGUGAUAGUAACUUCUUGGCCUUGCCGGCCAUGAAGUCACCAGACAAGCUAGCACUUAUUGGAGGGGGCACAAGUACGUUCGAGGAGUGUGCGGCUGAGUGCAACCACAAUUGCUCCUGUGUGGGGUACGUGUACCGCAACGCGAGUAGCGGCAGGUCUGGAGGAGACAUAACGGCAUGCAUGGUAUGGUCGGGGGUUGACACCGGAAAGGUAGGCAUAGGCGGCGAGACACUCUAUCUCCGACUUGCAGGUAAACAUAGAAAGAUUAAUGCGGUCAGGAUUGUGCUGUCGUUUUUAGGCAGUGGUGUUCUCGUACUCAUAUGCAUCUCUCUUGCAUGGUUAAAAUGCAAAGGCAAGAACAGAAGAUGGAGAAAGCACAAGAAUCUAAGAUUGGAUGGUAUAAGUACCUUCGAUGAAUUUGGGAACGAAAACACUUCUCAUGAUCAAGCAUUGGCAUUCGUGAAAUUAGAAGAAAUUGUCCUCGCUACCCAAAAUUUUUCGGAAGGAUGCAUGAUUGGACAAGGAGGCUUUGGAAAAGUAUACAAGGGACUGUUAGGUGGUCAAGAAGUCGCAGUAAAGAGGCUCAGUAGAGAUUCUCAACAAGGAACAAAAGAAUUCAGGAAUGAAGUGAUUCUAAUUGCAAAAUUGCAACAUAGAAACUUGGUUCGACUUCUUGGAUGUUGUAGUGAGGGAGAUGAAAAGCUCUUGAUAUAUGAGUAUCUUCCUAACAAGAGCUUAGAUGCUAACCUCUUUGACGACUCAAGAAAACAAUCAUUGGAUUGGAUAACACGGUUUAGUAUAAUCAAAGGGGUUGCCAGGGGUCUUCUAUAUCUUCAUGAAGACUCAAGGUUCACCAUAAUUCAUAGAGACCUCAAAGCUGGAAAUGUUUUGUUGGAUGAAGAUAUGAAACCCAAGAUAGCGGAUUUUGGUAUGGCCAGAAUCUUUGGUGACAACCAGCAAAACGCAAAUACCCAACGCGUAGUUGGAACAUAUGGGUACAUGGCUCCUGAGUAUGCAAUGGAAGGCGUAUUCUCUACCAAGUCUGACGUCUACAGUUUUGGUGUGCUGCUACUUGAGGUUGUAACUGGUAUUAAGAGAAACUCCAAUAGUCAAACCAUGGGAUUCCCUAGCCUCAUAAUAUAUUCAUGGCAUAUGUGGAAGGAAGAGAAGACCGAUGAACUGCCAGACUCAUGUAUCAUAGAUACUUCACCAGACGAAGUUUUGCUUUGCGUCCAGGUAGCACUCUUGUGUGUCCAGGAGAACCCAGAUGAUAGACCGCUCAUGUCAUCUAUUGUGUUCGUCCUAGAGAAUGGAAGCACCACACUUGCAGCUCCAAGCCGGCCCGCCUACUUUGCACGACGAAUAGCUGAAAUGGAUCAAAUGGGAAAUAAUAUGCAGACUUCCGCAAACAGUCUUACUCUUUCUGAGAUAGAGGGGCGAUGA
Molecule: messenger RNA, 2505 nt
Organism: Triticum aestivum (bread wheat)
Lineage: Eukaryota; Viridiplantae; Streptophyta; Magnoliopsida; Poales; Poaceae
Product: putative G-type lectin S-receptor-like serine/threonine-protein kinase At1g61610
Exons: 7
Coding region: 1-2505 (834 amino acids)
Biological process (GO): recognition of pollen; protein phosphorylation
Cellular component (GO): plasma membrane
Molecular function (GO): ATP binding; protein serine/threonine kinase activity
Source: RefSeq, a predicted model, not a curated record